This is a messenger RNA of Annulohypoxylon truncatum, 2465 nucleotides long. Its product is annotated as heterokaryon incompatibility protein-domain-containing protein. The record is from RefSeq and is a predicted model, not a curated record. Bases 312 to 2054 code for a protein of 580 amino acids. The transcript has a single exon. NCBI's taxonomy places the organism in Eukaryota, Fungi, Ascomycota, Sordariomycetes, Xylariales, Hypoxylaceae.
CAUUGUCAUGAGGAAGAUGCACUUUGAUAGAUUAAGUAGGUACAUAGGUAAUUAAUCCACGAAGCUCCAUAGGGAUAAUCAUGCAUAACGCCUUUGCAUUCGUACAUCCACAGAAGCAUGCAAGCGGCCUUACGAAGUGCUCAUUCGCCGCCUUACGGAUCAUACAUGCAUUAACCUCGCUAGAACUAGAUUAGAAAUGAGCGGCAUGAUCAGAAUGCACUAACCCUGCUUUUCCAUAUCACGAAGUUAUUCCCAUGCCUCGGUGCAAAUCGCAACACCCAAACCUCUGGUACCAAGAUAUCUAGAUAGCCAUGAAUACCCUCCAACGUGAUGAAAUCCGCGUUCUGAACAUCUUACCAGGAGAUACGAGUGCGCCAAUCAAAUGUGAGCUUCGCAUAGCUAGUCUUUCGACGAACCCUAAGUAUGAGACGCUUUCGUAUGUAUGGGGCGACUUCACCGAUCUCGUCGACAUCGAGCUCGACGGUCGCAACGUCGGUGUGACGAAAAAUUUGCAUACAUUGCUGCGACGCCUGCGUCUAGAGUCCGAGGCUAGGUCGGUGUGGAUCGAUCAGCUCUGCAUAGACCAGAAAAAUAACGAAGAAAAGUCGAAACAAGUACGUUUGAUGAGGGAUAUCUACUCCAAGUGCUCAUCUGGACUCAUCUGGUUUGGAGAGCUACGCGACAACCUGACUUUAGAGGACGCUGCGACUGUUGUCGAUUUCUUUCGAUAUAUCGGUGCCUUCUUGAGAACAGGAUCCGAGGAAGGGCAAUCUAAACCAGUCUUCGCAGAGUCACAAGUCUCGUCUAAGCGUUUCUUGGUGGCUUUAAGGUCCAUAAGCUAUUAUGAAUGCCCUUGGUGGCUUCGUAUAUGGACUGUACAAGAAGCAGUCCUGCCUAAACAAUCGACAGUCGUAUGGGGUCCCUUUGAAAUAUCGUGGGACAUAUUUCUCCUCGGCGCCCGUACCUUCACCUUCACAACUUUUUCAAAGCUCGAGAUCGUUUCGAACCUGAGCCCGGAAGAACAGUGGAGCGUCUUCAACAUAUUCAGACAAGUCAAAGCUUUCGCAAACGCGAACAACUUAAAGCAUGAUCCUAUCAGUGUCAUGACCCGUUGGCGCGGUCGCCAGGCUACUGAUCCCCGAGACCACGUCUAUGCCCUAACUGGCCUUAACGCGCCCGGUUUGUUGCCAAAUAGUGAGAAAUGUGACUAUGGUAUCCAGCCUCACGAAGUCUACGAGAUAGUCACGAAGGAUUUAAUCCGAUUCUACGGGAACCUGCUGCCAAUUUCGAUGAACCCACGUCUAGCGCAAUCGUACGCAACACGUGGAAUCCCCGGCUGGGCCCUAGACCUGAAUGCGCCUCGUAAUUAUUGGACUCCGUGGACGCUUGACCGCAACCUCUACGAGAAUUCCAACGCCAAUAGAGGCAUGACGCCGAGCUUGAUCGACCUAAGUGUGGAAAAGGCCCUCGGUCUCGUCGGAACAUUUGUAGACGUAGUGAAGAUAGCGGAUUACGAACAACAUUGGAUUAAAGAUACCCAGGCGAUUGCGAAGAUAAUGCGACGAUGGUACUCGCUCGUAGAGCAGAAUAAUGACACACAUAAAUGCGAAAGCCAGCAAAUGUCAGACGGUGAACGGUCAAGUCGACGGAGGGACUUUGGGUUGCUCAUGCUACAUAACAUCCUAAGAGGAAAGGAUUGGGAAAUCACUUCGCCAGUAGUCCAAAGUGAUAUCGAUGCAGUAUUCGAAUACUUUUACACUGGAGAACCGAACCACACAAUAGACUCAAUCAUCGCAUCAACAAUGCAGCAGAGUUUCUUCAUAACAGCGACGGGAUUAAUGGGCCUUGGUCAUCUCGAAGUACAACCUGGCGAUGAGAUAUGGAUCUUUAGCAUGGGAAAGAUACCAUUUUCCCUAAGAAAGCGUAAAGAUACUCAAGAACCUACAACGAAUUACGAGUUCUUCGGGCCAUGCUAUGUCCAAGGAAUCAUGCAGGGAGAGUUUCUUGAAGGUGGCCAAGCGAAAGAUGAGGAACGAACUAUAUGGAUACACUGAGAACGUCGCAGCAAAAUAAGGCCAUGGUAUGAUUAUUACUUGGGUAGGUAGGGGGGUGAUGUUUAGAAAAGACCUCCCGAUUCCUCAGACCGUCCUCAAGUCGUUGUCUUGGCCCCUUUUACAUAAACCGAAUUUUACUAUGGGGUCAUAAAAAGGGGCUCAAAGCAAUUAACACACAAGUCACUAGGUUCGCAACACAAAACAAGCUACUCCAAUAAGGCAAAGAGAAUGAAGGGCUCAACUUGGCUCAGAAGACUAAAAAGCUGGUAGAACUAUAAAAAAGGUAUGUAAAAGGACAAUAAUGCCAAAAUAUUUCGACGCGGAGCCGAGUACAAAGAACGGUAAGAAUUAAAUGUGUCCGACCCCGAUCCCCCAGUACGAAUGCUGUGUCCGAAUCGGCGGACGUCUAAU